This is a messenger RNA of Paramecium sonneborni, 1079 nucleotides long. NCBI's taxonomy places the organism in Eukaryota, Ciliophora, Oligohymenophorea, Peniculida, Parameciidae. The record is from the annotation of a GenBank genome assembly.
AUGGAAGUCAAUUCCUUUAUAUUUCCUGCUCCAAAAUGUGAAUACACUGAAAAGAAUUUUAAAGAACUUAUAUGGAUUCCUGUCUAUAAAGCAAAAUAAAACAAAUAACUAUUUGUUUAAUCUGCCAAUUAGUCUAAAAGACCUAGCACACAAUAAGACCUAUAUAUUGAGGAAUCUAAUUAUGAUGAAGAUGUGGAUGAAAAUAUUGUUGUACACUAAUCUCCUCCUAGAUUAUUAAACAAAUAUAAGUCUAAUAAUUUUAAAACACUUCAGUCAAAAAAGAAUUAAAAUAGACUAUAUGAAUCUUUAGCAAAUGUUUGCUUGGCAUCAAUUCCAAAUGAAAAAAUGUAACAUCCUAGAUGUAAUAAACUACCUAUUAAGCAUUAAAAACAAAUGACCUUAUUUGAAGAGCCUAAUGAAAUUAUAAAAAGUAUACCAUGUGCGUAUAUUAAUAAUCAAUCGAAAUAAACUAUGGUUUAUUUUCAUUCAAAUGGAGAAGAUUUAUAUUAAGCAUAUGAGCUUAUGUGGCGAAUAGGUAGUUCAUUGAAACUUAAUAUUUUGGGAGUAGAAUAUCCUGGUUAUGGAAUUUAUAAAGGCGAUUCAAAUGAAUAAACCAUAUUAGAAGAUGCUGAUCAUAUAAUGAAUUAUUUAAUAAAUACAAAAAAAGUAGAUGAAUCAAAUAUUAUGAUUUGUGGAAGAUCAAUUGGAAGUGGGUUAUUUUUAUUUUAUUAUUUUUUAGACCUGCUUGUUAUGUAGCUAGUAAAUAUAAACCAUUCAUGUUGGUUCUUAUAUCACCAUUUUUAUCAAUCUAGUAACUUGUAGAGCAUAAGUUGGGUAAAAUUUUUGGGGUUUUAAUAAAAGAGAGAUUUCCAAAUUACAAACAUAUUUCUGAAGUUUAAUGUCCAAUAUACAUUUUGCAUGGUCAAUCUGAUAACAUGAUUCCAUUAAGUCAUUCAUUAAAGUUAUAAAGACUUUGUAAGUGUAGAUGCAAAUUGACCACUCCAUUAAAUAUGACUCAUGCAACAUUUAAUUUAUAAUAGGAUUUAAUUAUUCCUUUACUUAGAUUUAUGAUGAAUUGA